Haliotis rufescens (red abalone) is the source of this 1047-nucleotide messenger RNA. RefSeq lists its product as uncharacterized. The transcript has 3 exons. The record is from RefSeq and is a predicted model, not a curated record. The coding region runs from base 74 to 784 and encodes 236 amino acids. NCBI's taxonomy places the organism in Eukaryota, Metazoa, Mollusca, Gastropoda, Lepetellida, Haliotidae.
GGGUAGAAAGCUUCAUACCCUACAGCUGUCAUCAGUAGGAUUUUAUCUCGAAACUAUAUGUGACGUGAUAAGUAUGGGCGCUGCUUACAUUUGUGUCCUGACUCUAUUGUUUAUAUAUUUGGCAGAUUCAAUGCAAGUUUGUCACCCUACUUAUUUCACUCACGCAUCGACGGUUGAUAAUCAACUCUUCUUCAGAAGGUUGUUGUGGGAGAAGAAUUUAACGAAGCCAAUUGAAUGUGGCAACUUCUGUUUCCGUGAGAAGACCUGUGUUAGUUUUCAAGUGAACAAAGAAGAAUCAGUCUGUAGAGGGUACGCCGUCACCUUCAACGGAAACUCCACAAGUGACCCAGCCCCGGGGUAUAUGCUGUAUGAGACAGAAAAAGCGUUAGGCUUCAUUGGGUCUUCAUGUCAGAACAACACAGAGUGUUCCGUGCCACGCUCUGUCUGUGUCAACUCCGAGUGCAUGUGUGACCCAGGGCUUUCCUUCUCACCACAGUCGGCGUCCUGCAAUACAACCUGCACAACGUACGGCUCUCACUACACUGAAGUACGCGGUAUCUACAUCUCGCGCUACAACAGGGUUGUCCACACCACACUGUCAAAACAACAGUGCAUGGACAACUGCACCAAAAGCGCAUUUGUCUGCCGGUCAGCAGACUGGACUCCCUCCAAAGCCAGAUGCGACUUGACGGACGCAACUCUCCUUUCUGUUCCUGCGUCGUACUACAAAGUAUUAGAGGAUAAGACAAAAGUCACUCAUUUCGUUAGAGAAUGUGAAAUAUAAUCUCGUUCAAUUUUCUUAAAACGUUUCUCUUGUUAGAUUAUGUGAUAUAAACAUAUUUAUUCCAAGUGGAGGGAUUGGCAAACAAGCAAAUUUUGCUUAUCUGAAUGCCUCUCCCAAACAUGAUACGUAUACAAAUAGCUAUGUAUUGAAAGUGACAUGAGACAUAGCAUACAUUGUAUAAUUGGCAUUAAAGAUAAGUAUUGUUCUGUAAGUGUUUCAUUACUGGAUUAUCUUCCAUAACUACAGUUACAUUAUUAUUUACA